CCAGUCGUUGUACGAGCAGUGAACCGCACGGAUCCAAGAAGCCGUUGAUGGUACAAGUGAAGUGUUAAUGUCGCCGUCACCAUGGGUCCUGGUGUCAAUACUUAGAUGACAAUUACUUUUAACCUUCUCGCAGGUUUAACUCUCAAACUUGUCUGGUGGCUACGGCAGGACGUGUGCAGGGAUUCAGUGUGCUCAAGUAUACAGUGUUCGACGUUGAGAAGUGAAGUGUGAGCAGUGUGUAGAAUAUUUCUAAAAACUGGAAUUAACACUUACAUUUUUCGUACUACAUGAAGCAUGUUGCAGCCUAGGAGAACAUUGUUACUGUAUUUAACAAUAGUGAUAUUAGCUACGUGCGAUUUGUUUUUCCGUAAUGUGGACUGCGAAACAGAAAUCGAUGUAGACAUAUUCGGCAGUGAGGAUGGAUCCCUCUUACACGAACCAUCGAAGGUAGACAGGGUAAAGAGAGAUGUAGGAGAUGUCACCACCGUCCUGCUGGUGGAUAACGCGGGGCGACAUCGAGAUGGUCGGUUUCAUAAAAAAGCUGUCGGUCUUUUAACAUCGACAGCUCGUACGUUUGUCCAAGAAGGAACGACCACCGAGUUUGCAACAGAGGUUUUAGGCACAACACUUGACAACGGUCGUCUAUACGCUCAGGUGGUUACCACUAGCUCCAGGGUGUUCUACAAUGGCGACUCUAAGAUUAGAGACAAGACACGCACAAACCUGGAUGAAUUGGUGCUUCCAUCCAUUACCCUCGUGGCCGACAUUGCACGCCCCACACAGCCCAUCCAAGUACUUCCGUCUCAAGUCGAAGAAUCGGUCAUACAAGUCGAGCCAUUUAGUUACGCCAAAUCAGGUAAUAUCUACCAGACUGCCGUAAAUGGACAGCAGACGCCUCACUCUCGAUUCAUUGGGGUACCCCCAAGAGCGGAUGAUGAUAUUAUAAGCGUGUCAGCAAUUGAUCACAAACCAUCUCAUCGGUAUGAAGGAUCCCAAGUAGAUAGCAGAGAUGAGCUAGAAGCGUUGUUCUUGCAAGCAAAGGCAAAGAAGCACGUGAACAAGUACUUGCAUCCAGCUAAAGAAGAUGAGCGACAAGAAACCGAGAACCUUGUGAAAGCUAAACGGAUGGAGUACUUCAAGAAAAAGAACACAGGAGACGUUGAAGGUCAAGAUACUGAGAUAAAUAAUUUAAAGCCAGCUAGAGUUGUGAAGCCUUUGGACGAUCUGCCGACAUUUACGGUCCGUCACGAGUUCGCACCAAGUGGAUUUUCUGUCGAUGAAAAUGAGGAGGAUUCGACUGAAAGUCGUAAUUUGGAGAUAAACCCUCGUGGUAAUAGGUCCAGAUCUGGAAAGGCAUUCUUCGGAGGCAACAGAAUAGAACAAAGAAAACUAGAUACAGUGACAUAUUUGGGUUUCUCGGAAUUCACAACUACAGUUGGAGACACUGUAAUAAUAUUUAUGCCUCAUACAACGGCCGCUGUGGGAACACAUCAGGGGAGAAAAGCUACAUCAAUAUCAGGAGAUGCGACACUAGCCCCAGAGUUGCAACAUGUAACUACGGAAAACCAAGUGUCGGUGGUGACCAGUGUCAAAACGUUCAUGUCCCACACACCUGGUAUGGUUACUCGGACGGUAACAGGACACUCGUUAAGCAUGCAAACUGCUUUGCCGACCAUGGUGGUGCUUCCAGAAAUACCAUCUCAAACAGUCACAAUCCGCCGCGACCACAAAGCGCUCCAAUCAGUCCAUGUUGUAGAUCCAAUCACAGAGAACCCAACCGAUUUCGAAGACGCGGCUCAAUAUCUGGCCCAUGAGCAGCUGGAAAUGGCAGAGAGAAUACCAACAACUCCUGCACAAGAUUUGAUUACAGAACAGUUUUUCGAUAUCGAUACGAUCCAACCAUCAUCAGUUUCUCAUAACGACAACAUCGAGCCCUCUAUCGAAGACAUUGCUGAGGCCAGUUCCGUGGUAUCUAGCACUGAAGAAAUCGAAGUACAAUCUACAGAUUCCUUAGCGACUUUCUAUACUGCGCAGACUCAGUUGUUCGAUACUGGCGGUGCUGAAUUCCCCCUAGGACUGAUAAAAGUCAUUGGUGGUACUGAGGCUAUAAAUGGGACCACUACUUUGUUCACAUCCCUGAUAUACGGAACUUACGUCGAUGGAAAUUAUGCCCAGGUCAUACACUCAACAUCAAGUGUAUUCUUUUAUAUUGACCACACCAAAGACGAUAUGAGAGAUGCAGAAAAUACCAUACAACCUACAGCCGUCCUUGACACAUCACAGAAUUCUGCCACUCAUAUAACACUUUCACCUCCAGAAACAACCUCAAGCGAUGCUGAAGAGACCAAAGAAACCAUUCCACCAACCACCCCACCACUAAAUGUAGAUUCAACCGACGAACCGCCUCAAACAACAGAAGGUAACUUGAUUACAACUAUAGAACAAUCCACAACAGAAGAUGACAACAAAAGAACAACAGCAGUCGAUGAAACUUUGAGUACAGCACCGACAGAAGAAACAAAGACAGAGUCUGAUAUCGAUUCUAUUAACGAAGUAGAAACUGGAAGGAAGAUAAACUUGAAAGCAAAGGAACAAGAGGUCAUUUUUGAAAAAGACGCCAAGAACAUAGAAAAGGACAGUGAAUCUCAGAUUGCUGGCAGUGGCGAAAGGCACUUAGAGGACUCAAGAACACCGCCUUCAUCAACUACUGACGGUCCAAUAACGCAGCUUAUACCCACCACAGUUUACAAGACUUUUACAUACCUUACAACAUUCUUUAUCCCCGCACAAGGUACAUCUACCACGACCUCAAUACGAUCAAGAGAAGUUACUAGUUCGGAAAUAAGUUAUAUAACACAAACAUUCAAUUCUGAUGCUAACAAGAGCACGGGUAAAGUAGACCUGAAACAUAAUAUUUCGACCGAUUCAUCUAGUGUUGUCGUCUCUCCAACGGUAUCUUUGGCAACAGAGGAGAACUUUGACACAACAACCGACAGCAUCAUUGCUGGAACAACGAAUCAGAACGGAGAUACGAUGGCAACACCAGAGUUACCAGAAGAAAAGACCACACUGAUAUCUGAGGAAAUGAACGUUACAACUAUCCCAGCAACUACUCCAAGAGACCUUGUACACGGCGAAGAAGACGAGAUUGAGCUAAUAUUCAAAACUCUUUACACGACAUACACAUACCUCACUACAUUCUUCCAGGAAUCAACGACAAGCGUUUCAAGUCGAGAAGUGGUUGUUACAAAUGUAGUUACAUCUACUGUGGACAGUAGCUACAUUUUACAUGCAUCUGAUCCAGCUGUUGCUGGAUUAUUUGCCAGUGAUGAGACUCUUGUGACACCGUCAAAACAUUUAUCCUCCAUAGAGCCAGUGCCCACAAGUGUUGGUACAGGAAGACCAACAACAAAAUACUUCCCAGAUUUGGGUGUACGCCCUGACGAGGAUUUGUUCUCAACUGUAAUAGAGUCUGUAGAUAUUGAAAAAGAAUUAGCAACUCCGACACCUGCACUAAAUUACGAUGGAGGUUCGGGAAUAAUUGACAACGAAUUGAAAACAUUCUACACGACUUACACAUACUUCACGACCAUUUUGGUUGAUGGCGAAACUGAAAUUUCAAGCAGAACAGAAAUAUACACAAAUAUCGUAACUCCAAGUGGUCUCCUUUUGAGUCCAACAGUGUCAAACAUCGAACCCACAAUAUCGCUUCGUGAACCAUUAUUUGAAAAAGACUCAAAUCCGGAUGUGUUAGAUCAACUUGAAUCUCCACAAAAACACGCUCCUCUUUCACAUUUCUUAGAGUCUUCUCAAGAUUCCCCUCAUAUUGAAACACCUGUACUAAAAUCUACACCUCAUUAUUCAUAUAGCAGCACGAUCUUUCGAUCACACAAACUUACCAGUGACGGAAACGAAAGUUCAAAUAUCAAUACUGUUGAUGUGGACGAUGAAGAAAAUAGCAUUUUCCAAAGAAAGACGCCGAGAUUUGACAGCAGCUAUGCGACCAUUUCAAGAUCACGUGAUACUGUCGCCACUCCAACAGCACUAGAAGAAGAUGCAUCGACUAAAUCUCCAAUAUCAUCCAGGGAAAUAGACAGUGAUAAAAGCCUCGCAUCCGUUGCCGUAACAAAAUCGGUGGCGUUAGACACACCGGAUGUCGCAGAUAAAAUGAGCACUGUUACGAGCAGCAGUUCUGACGGACGCAAGGUUAUGAUGCUUGAGAAAAGAAAUGACAAACAACCAUUGCUUGACGAUCAGAUCAGCUCAGAAAGCAACACAGAACAACUUGAGCCAUCCCCAACUUUGCUUCUUCAGACAAGCUAUACGACAUUUACGUACUUCACUACAAUCUACAAAGGCAGUUCUUCAAGUGAUGUAGUCAGUCGUUUAGAGACAGUGACUAAUGUCGUAACAGAAACACUGUCUCCUUCAGACGCACCAACAACAAGAAUUGCUCUAGAAGAUGCCACUCUGCCUAUAACAUACUUUACAACUUUCACUUAUUGGACAACACUGUAUAAAGAUGGCAGUACAGUAGUUACAAGUCGAGAGGAAACUAUCUCCAAUACAGUAACACCAACUGUAAUCCCCUCACCGUCGAGCGCGAGCGUUUUUGAAAUCACAGAACCCACGACGUUCUAUACAACUUACACCUAUUUCACAACUUCUUACAUUGGCAACAGUACUGUUCUCAGCAGCCGACUAGAAACUGUGACGAAUAUUGUAAACGAAACUGCUAAUGAUGUUACAGGCCGCGCUAUUGGUAGUGGUGCAAGUGAACAGAAUGUCUCUGAGCAAAUUACAAAAACUGAGUCGCCCGUACAUUCAUCAUUGCCACUCCAGCCAACUGGUCUCCUGUCGACCAUCCUAACCAGUGAGGUAAACAAUGGCACCACAAUACUGUUCUCAACUGAUGUGUAUGGUACAUUCAUAGAUGGCCUGUAUGCACAAGUGCUAGAAAGUUCCACUCAGAUCGUUACCUCUCCUCCUGUCUCUUCAACCAAGGUGAACUUAGAAUUAAAACCUACGGGAGUUGUGUCCCUGAACGAAGGCAGAAUCGUGGAUGCAGAUGGAGUCAGCACAACUUACUUCACUACUAGAGCAAUAGGAACUUACAUCGACACUCUCUACGCAGAAGUGGUUGAAAGUACAACCACCAUCAAAGUGAACACCGAGAGACAAUCUAUUCUUGCAGCAAUUAGCCCAAGCACAACUCAAGGCACAAAAGCACAAAGAACUGGGUUGGUUCGUAUAGUUGAAGGUUCAAUAGUUAAGGAUGAAACAACUACGUUCUAUGAAUCCAGGGUAGUGGGCACACUGAUUGACGGACGCUACGCUCAAAUAAUUGAGAGCACUUCGAGUUUCAAAGUGGCUGUUACGCCCACCUCUGUUCCCGGUUCUAGUGCGGGCGAGAUAGCAGCCACCUCAACUCUGAGUACAGAUGUCACUGUAAUACCAACAGUAUCGUCAACCACGUCGCCCUCGCCGGCCGUUAUAGAGAGUUCGCUCAGCGAGGGAAGUGGCGCGACAGAAGGCGAAACGGAAGAUGAUGGAGACAGUGGAGAAGACAACGAGGGUGACGAUGCUGGAAAAAAUCGCAAGAAAUCAAGGCUGACGUUUUCAACAAGAAAGCGGACGUUCACACCUCAAAUUAGACCAUUUGCGUCAAGGAACAGGCCAACCUUUAACCCCAAGAGAAAGACGGCUUUGGGUAGUAGUGCUACAACAAUAACAAGGGCAACAGUUACCCCAACUGUAACAGCAACACCAGCGGCAAAAACCGAAAUCAACGGUGCUGGGAACAGUAACAGACGAGGCAAUUCCUCAGGUUUGUACAAGACAAUUCACAAUGACAUAAGACCAACGCCUUCUGGGGCAAGUGCAAGAAGAACUUCCCGCAUAAGGGGAAGUCCUGUAAGUAGUGCAGCGUCCUCGUUUUCCACACAUUACACUGGUCGAGGGCGCAGUUCUGCAGGGUCAUCUCGUCUUUAUGCUACAUCGACGCCUGGUCAGAACGGACCAUCCAGAAGGGGAGGAUUUUACAGAAGUUCUUCAAGCAGGGUUGCAGGAUCUUCGGAUUACCCAUUCAGAGGCUCCACGAGUGUAUCCCAUCAUGGGGCAAGCAGCUCUCGCUUUCGCAUACGACCCACUCAGUCAUCGCUACUCGGAAGAACCGGCAGCACCGCUUUCACAACACCUUCGACCGAAGAAACGAUAGAACCCGAUGACGAUCUUACUACCAUCGUAACUGACGAGACACCACACUUCACAGACGACGAACACGAUUCGCCAACACAGCCCAUAUCCACUACCACGGAAUCUUCUCGUCGAAGUAAUAAUCCUCUAUUGCGGUUUAGACGACCGCCUACUUUACGAGCUCCACAGACAACAAGCUCUACUCCGAAGCCAACUACGACGCAAUCUUCGAGAAGAAGUCCACUGUUACGUCGGCCAGCAAGUGAAAGAGGAGCUACUACUGCUAAACCUCGUACUACUAACAAGUAUAACCCAGUGACAAACAGACAAAGACCUGGAAAUAAUCUGUUCCCACCCAGAGGAUUGCUAAAGAAACCAGAAAAAGAAGAUGAAGAAGAGACAAAGGAGGGUGAAUUUGAUGGAGAGGAGCAAGAGAACGAAGAAAUCAAAGAGGAGCAAGAUAAUGAAGAGGACAUUGACGAUAACGAGUAUGAGGAAUCGGAAACCAAAGAGUCAAAAACACAACCCAAUAAGUCAGCUAACAGACGGAGUGACAAACCAUAUAAUCCGGUUAACAUCCGUCCAUUUGUAGGCUUCAAUCGUAAACCACGCACAAAGAGACAAGUAGAGUACGGGACGAAAAGUGGCAUGGGAUCUGCAAGAGGUUUCACUCCUCGGUAUCGCCGUCCUGGAGUGUCAACUCGAAGCCCACAGGAAUCAGUUGAAGAUCCGGAACCUGUUCAGGACACUGUCAAACCGAAGCCAUCAAAUCCAGGGCGGUUUACACCUCGACCACGAACAUCUACGCCAACCCAACCUCGAGUGAGACCUACGUCAGUAUCAUCAAAUACUGGUAGAUCCCAAUUUACUCUCAGGAAGGAAGAUACUUCUACAAAUAAUCGUGCAAGCUUUAGGAGACCUACAACAGCGUCACCACGAAGACGAACAAAUAUCAAGCCACCUGAACCGACGACAUCAGCACAGAGACCUAAACCACCAAGGCUCAGGACUCAAUCAAACACUCGCCCGUCAGAAGCCACGACCCAUUCGUGGUCCAACACUCGCCGUAACCCCAACACUAGUAGGAGGGGAUCGACUCGAACCCGCUACCGAGGAGAGACUUCCGACUUUGAUACAUAUACUUACUCUCAAUCAAGUUUCGAUGGAAGUAUAACAGUGACACAUCACAUUCCCACUGAAGUCACAAUCCCUGUUGUGAACGGGCGCGUCACGGAAUAUCGUAAUGUAAUUACUGCUAGUGCUAGUACAGAAGUGUUAGGACCACAUCAAUACACGGUGUCCACUGCAAAGGACGGAAAUACAGUGUUGUACCUCACAAGUGAAGUUACCGGCACAUUACCAAGUGGAGUCACUGAGAUUACACAGUUUCUAAUCCAUGAAACACCAACCACCAGUGUUAUAUUUACACCAACAACAAUUAGAGGACAUAAAACGUCUUAUUCUCACAUCAUACCAAGCACAGUUUAUGAUGUGGAACAGGUUGUUAAUACCCUACAACCACAAGUAUCACCGAAUGCACCACUGGCUAAUAUAUUAUUAUCUCAGCUUUUACUGGGUAACCUUGGUUUACAACCAAACUUAAAUCCCUUACUUGCCCUAAACAAUCCUGGACCCCCAUCAACCCCCACAACAGAAUUCAAAACAAGGCAAACUACUUAUGUCACCACAGUCACAAAAGGAACGUCUACAGUUAUUCCACUGACGUUCCGAGGAAAGGAGAUCCUUACCACUAUCGUGGACAGCUCAACUGAGGUAAUUACUGCAACAGAAUUCAUUACAGACACAAUUGUUGUUACACCAACUGCCGCUCUGGGUGCCGGAAGUAACCAACUUAAUUCGUUGCUACUUCCUGCAUUGCUUCAGGCACAGUUACUAGGUGGGCAACCUCAACAACAAUCCAUGGUGCAAAAUCCUCUAUUAUCAGGUCUUCAACAGCAACUGCUCCAGCAGGAACCGAAGCUAAUCCAUGACACUUCACUAGAAAACACAGCCCCUGAACAACCAUUGAGACGUCGUCAGAGACCACCUGAGGAACAAGACAGGCUUGUAAGGGAUUCUGAAAAAGAAAUUCUAGAUGAUGAUGUUGUGCAGGUUGUAAAGGACGAAGAUACUGGAAGAGACCGUUCAUUCAAGACUUCAAGGACAAAAUCAAGAACAGAUAAGAAACCUCCAGAUCCACCUCCAAUCCCAGCAGAAACAAGUGUUGUAACCCUGUAUGUGUCUGGAAGGCGCCCUGGUGAGUUCAGCACUGUCAUCUCAACAGUAACCCUGGGUGAUGAGAGUUCUGCUGCUAUUAGGAAGCGAGAAGCUGGAUUUGCUGCACCAGAAAUGUUCACUGUGGAGGCAUCACAAGUACCUGAGAUUGGAGGCUCUUUUCCUACUUCAGAUGAUGGCUACUUAGAUAAUUACGUCAUGUCUGCAAUGAAUGAAGUAUCUGGUCAGGCCAGUGAGACGGAGACACAAAGUCUGGAAAGUAUUGUUGGUGAUGUUAGCAGUUAUGUUUCAUCAGUCAUUGGUCAAUCAUCAUCAUCCAGUAAACUUCUUGUAUUAAGAUCUUCCUCAACUGAAAAUCCAACACCUUUCUCAACAGAAAACAAAAAGAAAUUACCCGGCAAGAAGACAAAUCCUUCCUCUUUUAAUUCUAGCUAUUCUACCGGUCAUUUUUUAUCCAAUGGCCCCGCUGAGUUUGCCCCACUCAAGCGGAAGGUCAUAAAUAAAGAAAACAGGGGCAUGCUUACCAUGUUAAAUGACAAUAAACAAAACAUAAGCAAAGCAAAUGUUCUGUCAAAACCUAAAUAUGAAAACAGCACAUGUGCAAUGGUUUUUGAAAAAAGAGAAUUCCUGAGAAAGAAAAGAAGUACUGAGGAUAACUUGGGUGACAAAGAUAAUGGUAGUAUACAUUCAGAAAUACCAUCUCACCGAAGGAGAAAGGUAAGAAUUAAAGUGCCCAUCAACAGAAAGAAAUUAAGUGAAGAUAAAAGUGUAAAUAAAGAAGAAAUUUUAACAUUAUCAGAAGCACAACAUUCAGCUAGAGUUCCUAAUAUGGACAUUGGUGCACAACAUAUUGAGAAACAUGAACAUGGAAAAACUUCUCCACAGCCUGAAUAUGGUUCAAGGAUGGAAAGCAUAAUACAUGGUCAGGAACCAGUCACUUCAAAUUCUCAUGAAGAAGGAAACAAUCAUCAACGAAGAAAAAUAUUUGUAACACGCCGUAAAAAGACAGAACACUCCACAGUCAGUAGUGACCUUGAUGAUUACUCCAUUUCAAGCUCUGUACCUGCUAAUACCCCAGACAGAGCUCAAGAUUUUUUAGUCAUCACAACAUACAGGCCAAAGGAAAUCCCAUUCUUCGUUAGCAGCAACGUAGCUGUAGAUGAGAAAGAUCUAUACCUGUUUCCAACUACUGUAAGAGGAAACAAAGUAGUCAUGAACACAACAUCAGGGCGUAGGCGUAUUGUGGUUACGAGAAAACGGCCCAUUAUCAUGACACCAACUCAGAGACGUCGUAUCGUGGUGACAAAGAAGAGGCCUGUUCCAAACUUUGACUUGGAUAUUGAGCCAACAAAUGUCAUUCCUGAAUCUAUGUCCACAAUUUACUCAUAUAAAUACACUGUGCUGAACAGAGAUAAAGAACUGAGUACUGACACAGAGAACAUGGUUAAAGUUUCUCAGGUGUUCAUGAGUGGAGGUGUCAACCAUGAAGUCUAUGAUGAUAGAGAAAUCAUAGAAGAGAGCAAGAAGAAAUAUUAUGAAGAAACUCCCACUUCACUCGAGACAGAUAUAAGGGUGGAGAAAUCUAAGACUGAACAAAAUAGUAAUGUUUUAAUAUCAAAACAAGCAAGUAAUGGACAGCAGAGUUUAAUUCCUACCAGCAAUUUUCCAGUUACAGAAAUGUCUACACAGAGACUCAUAACCAUUCAACCCUCACAAAUUGAAUCAUCAUUUAAAAUCUCUACUCAUGAUCUAGAGAAUGAAACACUAACCUUUGGUGUCUCGACACAAGACUUACCACUUGAAAUAUCAUCAUUGAAAAUUUCAUCGCUUACUCUGGCCAAUAACGACAUAAUAAAAUCACAAGGUGCAACCUCUGUGUUGCAGCCUGAAAAUGAUUAUAAAUCUGUUAACACAGACAUAAAGCAUGAAAAAGAAGAAAACAAGAAGAACAUACAAGGAGAAGAGAACGAAUACAGUGGGGAGAAUAAGGAAGAUGAUCAGACACAUAACAGAGCCACCACAGCUUCAUAUGAAUUUACAACUGAAUCACCAAGCAUAACUGAAGACAGCUUAAUUUCAAUAACAGAAGAAAGCUCAUUUGAUGGUCCACGAUUUGUACGUCCAACACGUUUCAGCAUUACCAAACGGCCUGGGCGUAUAAAAACAACUUUCCCAGGCAGACGCCAAACAUCAGUUUUGACACCAACAUCUACAACUGGCAGUAAUAGUAUCCACAGUAGUAGUGGUAAUUACAAGUCAUACUACAGAGGGAGGCAGCCCUUAACCUCUUCCAGGACAUUUGGACGCAGUUCAAAAACCCACACACACCUAUACACAACAGCAACAACCAAUGUUCCUACUGAACCAGUACCACACUUUGAUGACAGUCCAUCUUAUAAUCUAUCAAAUUCUCCUUCAAGUGCCUUGUUUGAUGACAGUUCCUUAAGUAUUCACACAAGUUCUGAAUCUUCUUCUGAGAGCUCACCUACUCCUUCAUCAAUAACACCAGUCCCAGCAACCACAGCCAGUUCCCAUACAGUUGUACCAGAUAUCAGUUCAACUGUUGUGAUGGAAACAGUGAUGUCAACAAGACUCAGAACAUACACAUACAUUGUGACUCGAGUGGCUGGUCAGGAGCAAGUGGUCACAUCCACCACAGAAGUGAAACCUCAUGUAACAACCUUCAUUGUAACAAAGACAUUGCCAGUACUGGCCACAGAGAUGAACGGACCAGUGGAGGCACGUGGGCUGAAUGUGAAUGGAGCAGGAGAAGCACGAUACAAUCUGGCCACCAAAGUGAUGAGUAAUGGUGUGGAGGUGAUUGUAGCAGGUGACAGGAGUACUCUGCCUGGGGAGCCUCAAGUUUUGCGUGUACUGUCCAGCUCCUUGUCUCGCCCCAUCACGCUGGCACCCAGCACACUUACAGAUCAUAUGGUGCUCUUCCUACCACAUGAAAGCUCUCAGGUUGAAGCCCAAUUAUCCUCAUCACUACAACAGAAUGUUUUUGCAACAAACACCUACCUUACCACCUAUACAUAUUUAACAACAUUCCUGCAGGAUGGUGUAACCACUGUUUCAAGUAACGAGAAGAUUGUCUCAAAUGUUGUUACAGAGGAACGGACAGGAACCAACACGAUCACUCCAACACCCAUAACUGCAUUAACCCUUUCAGCAAGUCCAUUCCUUUCCACAGGGGUGUUUCAUACUACUUAUACAUAUCUAAAUACUUUGAUUGAUGGUGAUGUUCCACUAGUUGUUACAUCACAACAUACUGUCACUAACACUCUGACAGCACCACAUGACUAUUUGCUUCAGCUGCAGCCAUCAGGACAAUCUACAUUUGAUACAAAUACAUAUUUGAGCACAGUAGCAUUCACCAAGACACUGACAGAUGGUACUGAUGUGAAGAUUGUCAGCACUGAAGAUAUAUUAACACAGGUUGUCAUAACAGAGUCUAAUAAGAAAGCAACUGAGGUGAAAGGCAUUGUAUCAGACAACAGACCUGCUGCAUCACAUUCAUCACUCCAGCAAGGGUCCAUUACAAAUGUAGUCAAGACAUACUUUGUGACAUAUACUUAUUUCAGUACUUUCCUUGAAGGUGGAAAUACAGUUAUACGUACAAAUAUAGCAACUUCUUCUGAUGUAGUUACAGAGAAAUUUUAUGUACCACCAAAACGCACAAUGCCACCAAGUUUAAUACCAACCAAAAGUAAGAAUGAAAUUAAGGUAACACCAACAUCUAAGAUAGAUGAAAAAAUUGAUUUUCAAAAACAGUCACUUCAUUUGUAUGCAACAAAAACAUACCUAACUACUUUUACUUAUUUCACAACUCUUCUACAGGAUGGUGGAGGUGAUCAUAUAUCAACUAUUGUUAGUUCAAGAACAAGAAUUGUUCAGAACGUUGUUACUGAAUCUGUAGACAGCAGCCUUCUUGAUCCAGAAUACUUAGAUUCACUACGUAGUUCAAUCCAUGCAGAUUCUGUGUCAAGCUCUUCAAUAGUUGCAACAGCUACACUCUCAGGUGGUCAGGAGUUGAAGAUUACAGCCAUGAAUCACAAUCUGAAACCAACUUCAACAGUGGAUGCAGAGGUUACUCCAACAUCAGUUCAUCAUGAACUCUCAUCAUCUAUGGAGGAAGCAAGUGAUAAUGUCAACAAUAUUAUCAAAGGUUCAACCAUCAUAUUCUUUGAUGAAGAAGAUCAGAUAGACAGUUCUAGUACAUCACAGACACUGGCUAUAGAAGUGGGAGGUCAUACAAAAGCAACUCCAUCUCUUAGCAGUGUUUUGUCAAUUAGCAUGAUCCAGAGCAUAGCUUUGAAUACAGAAGGUACAACAGCAUUAUUCUCACAGGAUACACCAGGGGCCCAGCCACUUGUUAGUUCCCCUACUCCAGCACUUCAAGAGUCUGCCACUACUGUACUGCCUAGUUCUCUUCCCAUAACAUUCUCACCUGUCUCAUAUCUUACUUCCAUUCUAGCAACAUCCAUCGUAACACCAAGUGGAACCACUUUACAGCCAGGAGAACAGGUGAUUAUGAUGACACAACAUGGGGGAAAUGUUACCAUGAUACCUGUGUCAGAUCCGGCAAAUAAGAAACCCACAGGAGGAAUUGGUCCAGGUGGAAGUGAAAUUGAAGUAAGUGAUCUUCUGAGUUUGGGAUCACUUGGCAUUAAUGGUCUGAAUGCUUUGGGUCCUGUCAUCAAUGCAAUGGCUGGUCUAAUACAGAGUAAUCUCAAUAAUGACAAGAGGCGCAAUGACACAUCUGUUAUAAUUGUUCCUUCAACUACACCCAAACCAAGGCCUGCCUAUUAUGGAGACAACAGUGGAAAUCCACUGCCUAUUUAUGUCCCUCCUAAACCUGUUUAUCCACAAGAUCAUGAAAGCACAACACCUGUAAGAUCACCAAUUUAUAUUCCAGUAGGUGCAGUUGCUGGAGAUGACACAGAAGAUGUGGCCAUGGCAGAAAGUCAGCGAUAUGAAGGUAUCGCUAAUUUAAACGGUGACAUGAAAUGGCCGCAACAAGGGUUCCCUGACACAAAUCAACGCCGGCCUGUGGAUUCUGCAGCAAUUGGUCGACCAAUUGAAAGUGCAUUGUUGGGAGAUGGUAUUCCUAUAAGUCCUGGUCAAGUGAUAACAGCUAACAGUGAUGUAAUUGUUGGGAAACCAGCAAUAAUGGGUCCACGGCCACCUAAAAUAAAUGGCAACAAGGAUGAAAUUCCUCUGGGGAUGAAACCUCCACCUCCACCAACAGUAUGGUCAAACAGGGACACACCUUCUGGUCAUACACCAAUUAGAGAACAUGGCUCAGGGCACAUUCCUCUCAGAGAAACAUUCCCACCACCACCAAACAGAAACCAUGCACCACUGAGGGAUCAUGUACCAUUACGGGAACAUGGCUAUCACUCCUCCUCACACCACCACCCAUCAGAAGACGAUAUUCCACUUUUACCUCCACCAGUGGCCAAACCAGAUAUCAGUGGUCAUCUUCCAAAUGUACAUGAGAAUUACUCAGAAGAACAAAUUAUGAAUGUUCCUGCUAAAGCUUCUGCUAUAUCUGAUUUACAAACAGUGUUUCAAGGUAAACCAGUAAAUCAGGGAAUUGAUAUCAUACAUGGUAAUCCCAUACAAGUGUUUGGUCAAACAGAGCCAAUUUCACUUGAUCGUUCAUCAGGUAUACCACUGCUGGUCAACAUACAACCCUCACAAGUAGCAAAUGUGAUCAUACCACAUGGUGGCUCUACAGCUUCUCACACCUUCAGUGACCAAGGUAAUGGGUUCUAUGAUCCAGCACCACAUCCAUUACCUGAAUCAAGCCCAGGAUUUGUAGAAAUAGGUGGGCCUGAAAAUGAGUCACAUAAUAUUCAUCCUGAGUAUCAUGCAUCCCAUGAUUCCCAGGUUAGUGGAACGAGGAUGGAUCUGCCACCACAAGAACCAGAAAACAUCGGCCAUAUAAAUGAUCAUACUUCACAGCAAGGCAUAAAUGUGGAGAUUAGUCCUGGUCAAGGAGUCAAUGUUGAUGUCAGUCCAGGACAUGGAAUAAAUGUUGAUGUCAGUCCAGGACAAGGAAUAAAUGUUGAUGUCAGCCCAGGACAAGGACUGAAUGUAGAAAUAGCUCCUGGUCAUUAUUCUCUAAAUGGAGAACAUGUAUCACCAAGUGGAAUUGUUCUUGAUGUGCCACUUCAAGGAAGACCUGGGACACCAAACAGAAGACCCACUCCAAAUGUACACAGUCAUCAUCACAGACCAACAUGGCCACCAACCCAGCAGCUGCCACCUCCUCCACCUCCAGCCAAGCACCAUCCCACUUCAUCUACAUCACCUGUACAUGGUCACUCAUUUCCACAUCAUCCAAUGCCACCAACAGAUUUCAUGAUCCCUCCACCACCACCUCACACACAUUUCAAACCUGAUUCUUUUCAUAACUCUGGAAAUUUCCACGGCCCUGCUAUUCCUCUGAAUCCAACUGGUUUACAUCCUCCAGGCCCCAAGACACAGGAUCAUAUAAUUCAGUCAGAUGGCAAUGAUGCCCCAACAGAAGUAGAAGGAGGUGAAGUUAUGCAAGAAUCAAACCAAAGACCCUUAAGGCCUGGCCAAAUUCCAGUGGAAGUUCUACUUGCUAAUUCAGCAUCAACCCAUCGCCCUAUCAUAGUGAGGCCUGGUACAAUCCUGGGAGCUAAACAUGAUGAAGUUCUGCAUCAAAUGAAACCACCACAGUCAAUGUUUGACCAACCACCACAACCUGACAGACCACUGAAACCAAAUCCUGAAAAUAGACCUUACAAGCCAAACUAUAAAGAAACCCCUUACAUUCAGAUCACUGAACAAAGACCACACCACACCAAACCUCAACCAAACUUUGAUAAUAGAUCACAUUCAACAAAUGUCAAUGGGUCAUUGCAACAAUUUAGACCAAAUGAAGGACCACAGUUCCCAAAUUCUGAAGAAAUACCUGAACAUUCAAGACCUGAAGUGGUAAUUGAAGGCAGACCACACACAUCAAAUAAUUGGAAUCAUGUGAAACAGAAACCAGUUAUAUCUUAUACAGAUGGAACCUCGUACAGCGUACAACCUCAAAGCCAUCAAUCUGAACUUUCUGACAGUAAACUGAAUACAAAUUCAGAGCAGCAUCCUCAGAAUAGCAAACAUGAUGAAAAUUCACAUUUCAAUAAAACAUUAGAAAUUAACUUUGGUGGUGCAAAUAUGAAUCACAGACCUCAACAACCAAUCUUUGACAAACAUGAUGACCUGAAUAAAUUGGAUAAACCUUCAACAUCAGAACCACUAUAUGAUUUAGAAACUCAGGCCAAUACCCCACGCCCAUUUAGCAUCCUCCCAUCUGUACCAAAGCAGCCUGAUUUUGACUUCAACACAGAUGAACUGGUUGUAGGUCUUGCCCCUCCACCACGAGUCACUCCAGGUGGCAGCAAUGGGCAGCGAUUUCCUAUGCUUAGCAUUGAACCUCAAGUCUCCUCUCACAGACCAGUUGUUAAUAUUGGCAAUCACAGGAGACCACCUAUCAGGACCAAGCCACCACCGUACAAAUUUGAACUGCCACCAACAACAGAACAACCAACAACCAUACAAAAAACAAGUGAUAAAAGGCCAUUCUGGAUCCGUCCACCUUUGCAAGAGAUUUCUAUUCCAAUAAGCACAUAUACAGAAAAUGUAACUAAACCAAAUGAAGAUGAAAAUAAAAACCUUAUCAAGAAACCAUCCUUACCUCAGGAUUCAAAUUAUACACACAGACGUCCCAUCACAACAUGGAGACCACCUUUGUCUUCAGACAGACCAAGGCCACCAAGACCUUCCACUUCAGAGUCAACAGAAUCUAUCUACUCCCACACUUCUGCAGCAACUGAUGAUGUCUCAAUAGGUCCAAAUAGCUAUACAAUCAUAGGUGGUGCAGAUAAACCUCUUCUUCCUGAUUCUACACCUGUGCUACAAACUGUAGUCAUUGGAAAACCUAUUCCAAAAGAACCUGUGAUAUCACCAACAGCAGUGAAGGAUUCUGAAAAGAGAAAAACAACAUACAGCACAGAAGGCUUGUGGAAUGAAGACAUUAUAAUUGGUUCUGAAAGCCCAGGUAAUAUACCGCAUUCACAGGGUCAUGCUACACCAUCUGAAAAUAUUCAGAAGAAGAAGACAUCGAUGCUAAGUGCUACAACCACACUAAUUUCAAUAGGGUCAAAGACAAUUUUUGGCAAUCUCUUCACAAAACCUUCAACCAUGGUAGUGAAGCCAUCUAAAAUUGCAGAACCCACACAAAGCACAAGUUUGGUUAGUGAUCAUCACAAAGAAAAUGAAUCUUUUUAUCAUUCAAACACUGAUAGUGAUGACGAUGAUGAUGAUGCUAUGGGAUUUGAGAACAAGGACCAUAAACCAGACCUAGGCAUUGCAAGUUCCAAUGAUGACAAGAUCAUCUUCAGCAGUGCUGCUGAAAUCCCGACACAUUAUGUGACCCAUACGCAUACUCAUACAGUAACUAUGACAGAAACGACAGUAAUGAGCAGCCACGGCCAACAGCCUUCAACACGGACUGUAGUUGUUACAAAGACACAAAUAUUUACUCACGUAGAUACCGUCACUGAAACAGAGUUCCAUACUUUGGUGCAUCCUACAAGUGUUGUUGCCACUGUUACAACUACUGUUUCUGCAACUUCCUCUGUGUAUGCCCCUGCAUCACCAUUUGACCCUGCUAAUUACCCUACAUUCCCUGUCAAACCUCUCUCAACAUCACCAGUGCAGGAUCCUGGUGAUAAGGAUCAGGAAGAACAGGUGAAACCUAGUAGCACUUCAGAGGGAAAUAAAAUUCACAUGGAGAAGAACAGUAAUGAUGUAAGAAAUGAAAACAUCACUGGUAACACAGGAGUACUUACUGGUGGAGCUGAUGAGAAUGAGUCAUUCUUUGUGGUGGUGAAUGACCAAAAGCCAGCAACUAUAAAUAUUAACAAAGGCAGUAAAAGUGGAGAAGAUUAUAAUGAAGUGGCAAAUCAUGAUGAAAGUGAUCCUAACAGUGAGGUAAACCACGCAGUACUGCUGGGUGGCGUGUUAAUAGCUGCCCCUCCACAUCACAAUACACCUUCUACCCACUUCAACAACAGAAACCAGGGAAGCAACUCUUGUAGGCCAGACUGUAGUGCAGCUCGAAAUGAGUUGUGUCAAAAGGUGGAAGGACGCAUGAGCUGUGUCUGCAGGCCUGGGUUUGCAAGAAUGUUCCCUGAUAGGCCAUGCAGACCAACGUAUACAUACAAAAUGAAGGUGGGACUGGCUCGUCAUGGUAAGGAAACUCUCCACUAUGGCAGUUCACUGGAAGACACCACCUCAUCACACUAUCAGCAACUUACUGAGGCUGCAAGAGAGGGUUUGGAUCGAAUGGUUAUGCAGUCUGAUCUCAGAGACAUCUAUCAUGGUGUGGUUGUUAAUGGUUUCCAGCCAGCUGACAAAGGUGAUGGGGUUACCGUUAACUUCUAUGUACAGUUGUCAGACAACAUAGAGGAGACACGAUUACAGGAUGUGUUCAAGAAGUCACUACGAACCAGCAAUUACAGUUUAGGGAGCACUGAAAUGUUUGCUAACAGAGACCUCAUACACCACAUCAAAGCUGAAGACUUUGAUGAAUGUGAGAGUCGCCAAUUCCAUGACUGUUCUGAACAUGCUCAAUGUUUUAAUCUGCGAGGCACAUACACCUGUAGUUGCCAAGAUGGAUACACAGACCUCUUCUGCUCAGCUGAACUGAUUGGUUGUGAGAAAUGCCACUACCAUGGGACUUGUUACUCACGAGGUGAUGAACAGUUGAUGUGUGAGUGCUUUCAAUGGUAUGCCGGAGAAAACUGUCAUAUCAAUCUUAAAGUACUGCUCAUUGCACUGGUCACAAUUGGGGCAAUACUCCUUGGUCUGUUGAUUGUGUGUGUGGUACUAACCUGCCUGAAGCGCUCAUCACAGCAAGCCUGCAGCACAGGGACAGGAUUCUUGAGAUAUCGCAGCCCCACACACACGCUUGACAAGCGUGCCAUGAUCCAAGAUUCUAGCAGCGAGGGCAGUGCUGCUGACCAUGGUCCUGUCUCCUACCUCACACCAACACACCAACUUAUGAUAUUACAGCCUGCAAGCACAUUUGGAUCACAGAUGAAGCCGGCUUUAGUACAUGCUGGAAGCAGAAAGGUGUCUGGUGCAGCUGAGUUUUCAGAUGAAGGAAUGACAUAUUCAGACCAGCGGGAUCGCUCACUGACAGUUAUGAUACCUCGAGCAAAGUACCGACCAAUACCACCAACAUCUCCUUUACUUGCCAUGUCCACAUUUGGUGCUGAACAGAAACGAGCAAUUGCUCAGGAACAGCAAAAGCUUCUCAACUACUUGGAGACAGGAAAGCAGGAAAACCGCAAUGCUGCCAACAAAAAACGAAAACAAAGUAAUUCCACAAAUCAAACAAAUGAAACAGCUCCACCACCAUCUAGGAAAUCCUCAGCUCCACGGAAACCCUCCACAGGUGCACUUGUAUCAGCUGGAUUUGAAGUAUCAGCCACUGUGGGCCAUAAAGAACCAGGCUCUGACACUGAUAUGGCAUCUGCAGCAAUUUUACAUGGUAAUGGUGGUAAGAGUGGAGACAACAACCAUAAUACUCUUGCAAGUAAUGGCUCUCACUUUACCACACUACGCACUAAUGACAGUGAGACAAACAUGCCAGAGCUGGUAGCUGAAUCAACGACAGAUUCACAUCUAGAUACAAACUCAAGGGUGCAAGAACUGACUGUCUCUGAAGCACGCUCAUUUGAUGAGACAACAGUUCAGCCUCCGACGAAGAGCUUACAUAGCAAUUAUGGAUCCAAUCCCUCAUCUAGAAACCCAAAUGAUGAGGCACACACUAUGGCAGAGCGAGAUCUUGGAUCCACGCUACUUAUGCCACAGACACACCUUUAUAAACCCGACAGGGGCAGUGAUAUUUCGAACUUUGACUCACUAUGAAUGUGGUACCUGCUGGCUCAAACUCAAGUACUUUUGGUAUCAGAUAUAUAUGUAACAUAUACCAAAUCAAACCUUGGAAUGACAUUGCAUUAUGAGCAUGAUUUUUAUUUAAAGUUAAUUUGGUUCACAAUUGCUAUGCUAUUAUGAGGUGUCUUACACUUUAUUGAUAAUUUGUUCACUAUUUUGAGAGCAAAUCAUAACUUCAUGAACAGACACGAAGUGUAACACCACAGAUAAACUUAUGGCAAAUAUUUGUUAUGGUACUAUGAAUUUUAAGAGUUUACAGAAGAAUGAUUAAGAGUUUUAUAUAUUUUCUUUUAUGAGUGCAUGAAAAACUUUACAAAUAUUUAAUAUAGAUUAUAUAUAAAUAGAAACAUAAUCUGUUUAUGAACAUAUUCUAUCUUAAAAAUUGACUGAACUAAAAUAUUCAAAAAAUCACUGAUAAAAUCUCUCAAGAUAACAUAAACAACUGCAAUGAUUAGCAAUUUUAAAUUCAGAUAUAUUUCACAGUUACAUAUAAUUAUUCUUGUAAUAAGUAUGGUGAGAAAGUGGCUUACUAUGAUGUACUUCUCAAAACUGUGUGUGUUCUGCAAUUUGAAUAACCUAUAUUAUCAUGUGAUAACUUUGCAAAUAUAAAUGCUCAAAGCUGCUGGAUGAAAGGAAUAAUUUGAAGCUGGAGGAAAGAAACCAAACCAUUUAGCAUAUUUAUUUUCAAAUUAACAAAUGAGAGAAAUGAAAGUACUGGUGUUGGCAUUGUUACUAUGCUGGUAUUAUUGCUAUGUGAAAGGUUCCUGGUAAAUGAUGCACACUAUCUAUUUGGAGACUUAUUGGCAAAUAUAGAUUAUGUUGGUAUCACACACAAAGUCAUUAAAAUAAUGGAAGAAUGGAUGUUAAUUAUAUUAUAAUGAGAGUUUAUACAUACUAUACUAUUUAAGACACAGUAAAUGGUGUAACUUAUACAAACAAGAAGAUUAAGUAUUUUGAAUAUUAAGGAGAAUGAAAAAGAGCCAGAAUUGUAAAUAAAUAAAGAUACCUUCUCCAUAUGUGGCAAUGAGUAGGAGAAGAAAUUUUUCAAUGGUUAAAAAAUCUAUAGUAUUAGGGUAUAAUGAACUACCUAGGAAAAAGGGCAUAGUAAUAAUGCUAUACAGUGAAAUAUGGUUAUGAUUAAAAAAGAAAAUACACACGAAUAUACAAAUAUUAAUUGAAAUUAAAAAUUUAAAUUUAAGAAAACAACGAAGACUUGCUGAACUGAAAAUAGUGUACAACUGCAAUUAUAUUGUAGUCUAUGUUCAACAAUCAGGGUUUUGCUGAAACACUUCACCCAAUUAAUGUAAAUAAAAAUAACUUUAUAAAGGUUGACAUCUUAAUAAUUUAUAUGUAUAUUGUAGGUAGGAAUAACUAAGAGAAAUAAGCUGCUACAACUUUAUUGUAAAUAUAAUUCAUCCAGUUCUAGCUCAAAGAAGAGAGUGUUUGUGAUGUUUAAAUUACAUGCUUUGUUGAAGAGAAGUACUAUUUUCUGUAGUUGAGUGCCAAAACAAUUUUAUAAUCUAAACAUGUCAUUUUUAAAUAUCAUAAGAGGUAUGCUUAAAAUCAGCUAUGUGCAAUUUAUCAAAUUUUACAAGCUUGUUUUCUGAAUUAUAGACUUGCCUCAGUGAUUCCAAACAUGUUAUGACCACACAACACAAAAUCAAGUGAUGUACUGAACAAAUACGUUUAUUUUGUAUCAGACAUGAAUAAAUCAACUAACUAUGUUCAAACUGCA
Zootermopsis nevadensis is the source of this 21154-nucleotide messenger RNA. NCBI's taxonomy places the organism in Eukaryota, Metazoa, Arthropoda, Insecta, Blattodea, Termopsidae. The record is from RefSeq and is a predicted model, not a curated record.